AUGCGGAUCGUCAGUCAGGCGCCGCUGCAGGGGGCCGACAGGUCAGCAGGCAGCGGCGCAGGAGGGUCCAAGCGCAGGCUGGCGCCCACGCCAGUGGCGCAGGUGGCUCGGGACCAGAACUUUGCCGCCCAGCAGCAGGCGGCCACCGAGAAAAAGAAAGGCCCGCCCCGCAAGCUCGCACCGACACCGGUGACGGCGCAUGCGCCCGAAAAGAGCUUCAGCAGUGCCGUGUCCUUUGCCUCUGACGCGAGCCAGCCACAGCAGAAAAGAAAUGCAGAGAACGGAUUCCCAGCGGCCUCUGCCGCUGGAUCAGGCAGCCUGCAGACGCCUGCAAAGGCGUCGUAUGCUAGCGCCAUGUCUUCCCCGACUAGCCUCGCCGGCCAGCAGGCAACAAAGCGGCAUGGCCCAGCCACGCCGAGUGGCUCAUCCAUGCAGCGCAGCACAGGAGGGCAGGCCAAGCAGCACACGCCAAACGGUGAACAACAAAGUGCAUGGAGCACCCCGCCAGAGGGGGGGAAAUCUGGCACGGAAGAGGAUGCCCUUUCCAGGCGCAUGGCUGGCUUGGGACUGUCAUCCCCAGCGCUCAGCAAGUCCCGGCAGAACUCAGCAUCGCCGUGGGGGCAGCAAAACCCGUUCGUAAGCUACUCGGAGGGCUUCUCAGAGCAGGCGACGCAUGGCUCUGCGCGCCCUGCUGGCAGCAGCAGCAACGUAGGAACCAACUUUUCAGGCCGCGCAGAGCAGCUCGGGGCACCGGUGUCAGCGCAGAGCUGCGUGGGCAGUAACGAUUUGCUCAUGAGCCGCUCCCACGUGGCGCCUGCCACUCCCGGCUCAGCAGCAAGCGUCACGAGCAGGCUCGCAAGAACGGACGGUGCAGCGUUUCAUGCGCAUGGUCAGCUUGAUAGCCCCGCCGCGCGGUGCAGCGGCAGCUCGCUUACAUUUGCGGGAACGCCCCAGGAGCCCGGCUUGCCUGCUGCUACCAAUCAGCCUGCUGAAGACCUGCUCAAGGGGGCUUUAAGAAAUGGUGAUGUCAGCGCCGCGCGCGAUGACGGUGGCGUCACUGCUACUGACAUCAACGAAGGGCCUGCCGCGCUGGCGCCGCACGCUCGUCGCACGGCGGCGAUUCAUGCCGUGCUGCUGAGCAGUGCAGGCACAUGCUCGCUGGGCGCUGAGCUGGAGGUCCUGAUGCAUCUGCUAGCGGUGCCGGCUGAGGUUCAAGUACAUGCGAAGCCUGAGGAGCCGCACCCUUUGUUCUCGUCAGGCGCUGUGGCGGCCAGCUACGCCUGCGCCGUCCUCCAAGAUGCCGGUCAUGCGGUGGAGGGCCUGAGCGUGCCUGUCUUGGACGCGCUUGUGGGCAGCCGCCAGGUGGCGCAGCAAGCGCCAGAUCUGGCGUCCCGGCUGCGAGCAGUUUUGGACCGCAGACGACAAGGAGACGGCGGCGCGAGCCGCGCCUACGAGCAGGGCAUCGCUGGCAGCGCAUUCGAGCUGCACGCCUUCACCAGUGACGGGCUGCAGAAGCGCAGCAAGGAGGAGCAGCAGAGGGUGACGAACCAGGAGGCGGUGAGGGAUGAGUGGUUCUGCCUGCUCAAAGCAGCGCUGGCCAGCGCCAGCCCGUUGGGGCGGCCGCAGGAGCAGUCCGGCAUGCAGAGCCGCAGCGGGCAUGCCCUCAUGGACAAAGGCGCGCCACACAAUGGCCUCUCACAGUCUACUAACAAGCAUAGUGCCACCGAGUGCGCAGACAGCGAGGCUGCAGUGCUGGGGGUAUUGGUGGAGGGAGCGGGGCGGCUGCUGCGCGGCGUUGCCUCCGGCAAUCUGCGCGCGUUUGCGCGGCUGUUCUGCGCGGCCGUGCUUCAGGCGGCCGCCACGGGCGAGGCGCUGCUGGACAGCGAGCUCGGCGCUCUCGCCGCUCGCAACCCCUCCCGCUUCUCCCGCCUCAACCAGCGCCUGCAGGGACAGUCGGGGGCAUCAAGGGGCGCGCCGCGCAUGCAGCCGCCGCUGUACCGCUCGCGCAGCCCUGCAGCGUCCCAGCAUAGCGCCACGUCAGAGGCCGGGUGGAGCCAAUGCAGGCCGCAGCAACAGUACCCCAGGAAGAAGGCAGCCAAGGGCCUGGAUGACGGCUCUGCUGCCUCGCUGGAGGUGGCUACGAUGUUCCCUCCCGCACAGCGCCUCUUCGUGCUCUUCCUGGAGGCCGCUGACAGCCACCGCUUCAACACCCAUCUUGCUGCGUGCAUGCAGGAGCGGAUGCAGGAGCUGAUGGCUGAGGCGCUGACGGAGAGGGGGUCGCGCACCGCUGCCAAGUGCGAGCAAGCCCUCGCACUCGCCACGCUCGCCGCCUACCUCUCCUACCUCAUCUUCGGCACGGCGGGUGGCAGCAGCGCUUAUCAGGUGCUGGAUGUGGAAGGACCAGUGCGCGCAGCGGCCCAGAAGGGGGCGUUGUUGUGGACGCUGCCCUGGGUCAACUGCUACCUGUGGUUCCUGCAGCCGGCAGAACAGACACCCGCCCCUCUCAGCCCGCGCUUGCUCACACAGAUGUCGCAGCUCAGGGCCGCAGCAGCUUUGAAGCCAUCGCAUGAAGCGUUUGGGCCGGCAGCGCUGUGCAUGAGGUGCCUCCUGGAUGAGCUGCUGGAGCGAGCGGGCCCACCUUCUGCUGACGGCAGCACAGGGCCAGACCUCCUUGAACUGGUGCCAUGUGAGGCUUUUGAGAGCAGCCUGGCGAUCGAGGGCGAGCUGGAUGCGCGAUUCCUGCUGCUCUGCACUCCCCAGCUGGAGCAGGCCCGCCACGCUCUCCAGGCAUGCAUCAUCCCAUUCCUCUUCUACCAGCACCUUUGA
Messenger RNA from Coccomyxa subellipsoidea C-169, 2826 nucleotides. RefSeq lists its product as hypothetical. Bases 1 to 2826 code for a protein of 941 amino acids. Lineage: Eukaryota; Viridiplantae; Chlorophyta; Trebouxiophyceae; Coccomyxaceae. Gene Ontology annotation, cellular component: nucleus. The transcript has 9 exons. The record is from RefSeq and is a predicted model, not a curated record. Gene Ontology annotation, biological process: chromatin organization.